Messenger RNA from Fibroporia radiculosa, 726 nucleotides. RefSeq lists its product as uncharacterized. The transcript has 3 exons. Gene Ontology annotation, cellular component: membrane. Lineage: Eukaryota; Fungi; Basidiomycota; Agaricomycetes; Polyporales; Fibroporiaceae. Bases 1 to 726 code for a protein of 241 amino acids. Gene Ontology annotation, molecular function: phosphotransferase activity, for other substituted phosphate groups. The record is from RefSeq and is a predicted model, not a curated record. Gene Ontology annotation, biological process: phospholipid biosynthetic process.
AUGAGCCAGAGAAAGACAAAAAGUAACACUGCAGAUGUUCACUCCAUGGAAGAGAGUAAAGCUGCAGCAUUAAGACAAUACGAAUAUACGGAAGGACACUUCUCCAUGGUCAGGAGUUUCCGACUGGCUGAUCUAGUCACCAUUGCGAACGGCAUUUGCGCAUCGUUCUCCAUGUUCAUGUCGGCCAAGUACCUUGUCACCAAAGACGAAGACUACUUGUGGUCCGCGCUGUUCUUCCCCUAUGCUGGGUUGAUGUUCGAUUUCUUGGAUGGGAAGGUGGCAAGGUGGCGAAACGAAAGCAGCAUGCUCGGGCAAGAGCUUGACAGUCUUGCAGACUUGAUAUCUUUUGGCGUUGCGCCGGCUCUCCUCGCCUUUGCGGUAGGCCUCAGAACAUACCUGGACACGGUCGUUCUCACAGGAUUCAUAUGUUGCGGCCUUGCUCGCCUCGCUCGAUUCAAUGCAACAGUAGCUCUCGUUCCAAAAGACGCAAAAGGGAAGGCGCAAUACUUCGAGGGUCUGCCCAUCCCUUCGUCGUUGGUUCUUGUUGCAGUCCUCACAUUUUGGACGAGCAAAGGGUGGAUAGAAGGAAAGGACGGUAUUCCAAUGGGUACUGUUACUUUGUGGGGUUCAAAGGGCGGGGACGGAGAUAUUCAUUUGGUGUGUAUCGUCCCCGCUUUAUGGGCGGCCGCUAUGGUCAGCAAGACAUUGCGCGUGCCAAAGAUAUGA